AUGGCAAAGUCACCAUCGACCAGUCGGAAGCGGCAGCGACCUGUCAGCCCACCGCCUGAAGCCAGCACGAGUGCAUCGCCAGCGGAGGUUCUUACGACGCGCCGUUCUUCGCCUCUCAAGAAAGCUCGCGUGGAGGAAGGAGCGAGUGAAAGCGCGACCCUCACCGACGGGCCUGCCGCUGCUGCGUCGACAUCUACGCAGGCUCAGCAAGGUGGUGUGGAAAGCACUGCGGUUGAUGUCAAUGAAGAAGCGACCGCCUCAGCCAACCAAGAACCCGCCCCUGAACCACGUCGAAGCCGCCGCCUUGCUGCUUCUGAAGCCUCCUCUUCCAAAGUCGGUGCUCCUUCUACCCCGGCCAAGAGGAAACGCGCAGCUAGCCCUGCUGACGAGGAGGCCACGACCUCGAAAUCAACCGACGCUUCGCCGUCCAAAGGCAAAGGCAAAGAGCCUGUUAAGGUUGCUCCCACUCCAGCCAAGAAACGCAAGACAGCUGGCGAGCCUGUUCGUGAACAGCCGACAUCUCAGGACGAGCAGGCAGCGAGGACUUCAAGAGCCGGGAAGCGAAAGAGAGCGGAGGAGAGCGAUCCUCCCGCUCCUGAAGCUCCAGCUGGUGACCAAGACAAUAAACGACAAAAGCAAGAACAGACUAUUGAAGAGACGGAACAGCAUUCCGAAUCGACUGUCGCACCUCCUGCUGUAAGGGGCCAGACCCCUCAAGCACCAACGACUAUCUACUCCGUUCCUUUCGAAAUCCUUGCCGAAAUCCUCCUCUACACCAAGUCCUCCAAGGCCGUCUUGUCCUUGGCCUCAACCUGCAAACACUUCUGCCACACCCUCCUCCAGCCUGAAGCUACCUACGUCUGGAAGUACGUACGGGAGAACAACGUCCCAUUACCUCCUCCCGAUUACCACCAAUACGGCUUUGGGCGUAUCUUUGCGAGUGAAGCUAGCUAUGCCAAGUUUGUCUUUGGUGGUGGCAAGUGCGAGAUGUGCGGGGAGGAGACGGAGAAGAAUUUUACGUCGUAUGCCUUGAGGAUUAUGUUGUGCAAGAAGCCCGAGUGUGAAACGCGAUUCCUCAAUGCGAGAUACUUGGAAACUAGGGAUUCGGUUGUACGCGCGAAUCAGCUUACCUCGUAUUCUCAACUUUUGCCUACGUUGGAGGAUAGUCAGCUUUUCAACCGUGGAGGUGCUUCGUCUCAUACUGCCCUACUCACUCGUAAAGAGGUCCCUGAGGAAGUCAGGGCUUUCUUGGUCGAGCAGAGGGAUAAGCCGGACUUCCGCGAGAAACUCGACAGGUUCAAGGUUAAGCAGAUGAAAUGGAUGGGGCUUUGUAGGGAAAUCAUCAAGUGGCGUCGCAAGGUUAGAUCCACGUACUACGAGGUGAAGGAGAGGAAUACCGAGCUUGGAAAAGCCAUCGCGGAGCGAAUGGGUUGGGACUUUGAGCAGAUGAUGAACUGCACCGACUAUGGUCCUUACCAUCGUCAGAAGUGCCAUGUCUUUGAGGAAGUCAGAUUAGAAGAUGUCAACGCCGUACUUUCGACAAAGAUUCAAGGGCAACUGGCUCGCCUCUUGGACAAGAUCGACCGGCGCACUCACGAGAUGCGCUACCAGGAAACGCGAAAGCAGAUCAUCAACCACUAUAACUAUCUCAAGUCCUCACGGAACAAGGAUGCCAUACCCAUUCUGCCCGCGUUGACCGCAUUCCGCACGCUCCCUGUUAUCGCGAUGCUCCAGGACGACGAGGCCUCCACCACCCCUGCCAACGAGGUCAGCAAGUCGCUCAAGAACGACAAAGUGCUCUCCAACAUGCUCAGAACCCAAAUCACCACUUGGGUGAACAAGGCGCGAACCGACCUCGGCACGCAGAUCGGUUUAUCACCAUUGGAGAAGCGUUGGAAGAGUGUGAACAAGACGGAUUUGCAUCCUGUUGAGAGGGUUAAUGUGCGGUAUCGGUGUAAGCGGUGUACGGUGUUGGGUGAGAGGUAUGAGGAGGAUGGGUGUUUUGAUUUUGCGGGUGCUUGUGCGCAUGAUUGUUCCAAGGCUGGUGCGCCGCCCAAGAAGAAGAAUCGGGGGUGGAAGUGGAGUGCAGAGAAUUUUGAGAAGGAUGUCAAGGCAAGCGCUGCGAUUACUAGUUUCCUUGAGAAGCUUCGUCCUUUGGCCACUACGUCCAUGUUUGUUCCGCUGUACCAGUUGGAGGAGAAGUAUAACGGUGUAGCGGGUAUUCUUGAACGGUUGGGCGACAGCCAUUCUGUCGUGUGUACGUCGUGUCCUACACCUAUCGUUAUGAAAUUCAAGAACCUCAUUGGACAUUCACACCGCCACGACAAGAUGGAGUUCUACAUCUCCAAUGGAAUUCCGUCCACCGAUUUGGUGGGGAGGUACCCCUUCCAAGCGGGGUAUACCAGGCAUCUUUUGAAGUCGGGUCAGAAGAUGAAGGAGGCGAGGGAUGCGAAGGUUUAUGGGUGUCGGUAUUGUUAUGGGAAGUUGGUUGAGGAGUGUAGGGUGAAGCGGGAGGCGCGGGAGCGGGAGAGGGAGGAGCAGGGAGCGGUGCAAGGGGAGGAGCUAGGUCAAUCGCAGGAACAGGAGGGACAAGGAGAUGCGAAUGCGACUGCGGGGACCUCGGCUGCGCCCCAGUCGAAUGUGGACUCUGACCUCCCCAAGCCCUCGGUGUUGUGUUCGUUUGAUGGGUUGAGAUCGCAUUUGAAAGCCAAACAUCAAAUUGAGGAUGUUAGAGAUGAGGAUUGGUUUUUGAUCAGUGUUCCUGUGGGGCUUGGUGAGGCUAUGAAGAGGAAGUAA
Coprinopsis cinerea okayama7#130 is the source of this 2796-nucleotide messenger RNA. RefSeq lists its product as hypothetical. The record is from RefSeq and is a predicted model, not a curated record. Gene Ontology annotation, biological process: phosphorylation. Lineage: Eukaryota; Fungi; Basidiomycota; Agaricomycetes; Agaricales; Psathyrellaceae. The transcript has 11 exons. Bases 1 to 2796 code for a protein of 931 amino acids. Gene Ontology annotation, molecular function: protein binding; transferase activity, transferring phosphorus-containing groups.